Messenger RNA from Cariama cristata (Red-legged seriema), 934 nucleotides. RefSeq names its product cell division cycle 123 (gene CDC123). NCBI's taxonomy places the organism in Eukaryota, Metazoa, Chordata, Aves, Cariamiformes, Cariamidae. Gene Ontology annotation, cellular component: cytoplasm. The transcript has 12 exons. The record is from RefSeq and is a predicted model, not a curated record. The annotation marks the transcript as partial.
UGUUAUACUUCCGCUCCCAGAGAAUGUGAAAGAAUAUUUGCUGGAUGAUGGGACGCUUGUAGUUUCUGGAAGAGAAGAUCCACCAAGUCAUGCUCAGGAAGGGAGUGACGAUGCAGAGGAAAUACAGUGGUCGGAUGAUGAGAAUACUACAACACUUAAGGCACCAGAAUUUCCUGAGUUCACAGCUAAAGUUCAAGAAGCAAUAAGUUCCUUGGGUGGUAGUGUUUUUCCUAAACUUAACUGGAGUGCUCCAAGGGAUGCCUACUGGAUAGCAAUGAACAGCUCUCUGAAAUGUAAAGCUCUCAGUGACAUCUUCCUCCUCUUCAAGAGUUCAGACUUCAUUACUCGUGACCUCACUCAGCCAUUUAUUCACUGUACUGAUGAUUCCCCUGAUCCUUCCUUGGACUAUGAGCUUGUUCUUCGCAAAUGGUGUGAACUAAUCCCUGGUGCAGAAUUCAGAUGCUUUGUCAAGGAAAACAAGCUUAUAGGUAUAUCGCAGAGGGACUACACUCAAUACUACGAUCAUAUCUCUAAGCAACAUGAGGAGAUCUGUAGAUCAAUACAGGAGUUUUUCAAGAAACACAUACAGUAUAAAUUCUUGGAUGAAGACUUUGUUUUUGAUGUGUACAGAGACAGCAGGGGUAAGAUUUGGUUAAUAGAUUUUAACCCAUUUGGUGAAGUAACAGACUCCCUGCUGUUUACGUGGGAAGAACUGACCUCUGGGAAAAACCUGAAAGGAGACCAGGGUGAAGGGGAAGCAACAGAACAGGACUACCCAGUUUUCCGUUGUACGAACAGUAAAGUUACUGUCCAGCCUAGUCCAUACCUGAGUUACCGACUGCCGAAAGAUUUUGUGGACCUUUCUACAGGAGAGGAUGUUCACAAAUUAAUUGACUUUCUUAAACUGAAAAGAAAUCAGCAAGAUGAUGACUGA